UGUUUGGAGCAACGGGAGCUAGGGUUAGGGUUUGGGCGAUGAUUCUUCGUGUUCUUCGUGUUCUUUGUUUGGCCGUGCUGGGGACGCCGGGGGUGUGAUCCACGCAUUGGGCGAGAGAGCUGCGGCAAAGAGGUUCUUUGUCACUAGUUUAAGCACAGCUUUUUGGUCGCGAAGAUGAGGAAGAAGCUCGACACACGCUUCCCUGCGGCAAGGAUAAAGAAGAUAAUGCAAGCGGACGAGGAAGUUGGGAAGAUCGCUCUUGCGACUCCUGUGCUGAUCUCAAAGGCUCUGGAGCUUUUCUUACAAGACCUUUGUGACAAGACGUAUGAAAUAACUCUGGGGAGGGGGGCCAAGACAAUGAGUUCUUCUCAUUUGAAGCAAUGUGUCCAAACUAAUAGCGUAUUUGAUUUUCUUCGUGAAAUAGUUUCCAAGGUCCCAGACAUGGGCUCUGACACCGCGGACGAGAGAAAUGGUAGCCGCCGAAGGAAAAUCUCGGACGGAGAUGACAAUGGCUCGGAAGAAGAGGAAGUCAAGAGACCAAAAUCGGAGUCCACUACAGUAGGAAGGGGUAGAGGCAGGGGCCGAGGCAGGGGGAGAGGUAGGAACGGAACCUCUGGCGGUAGAGGCGACGUUGUUCCGGAGAGGUUAGAAAUACCAGCAGCUCACCACAAAUCUGACGACGCGGAUGCGGACAUGGAUAACGAUGGUAGCACCGAUACUGAUAGCAACAUAGGGAGCCCCAAGACGACGACGUCGAUCACCACAACAUCAACUUCGACUAAACAGGGACAGGGACAAGCGCCGGUUGGGAAGUCACAGCCCCGGGACUUUGAUCUUAACAUGGGGCUGGACGAGAACGGGGACAUAGCAGGGUGUAGCGACGUGAAGAAGGAGAAAGAGGCAGUAGCAGCGGGUGUAGAGAAAGAGGAAGCGGCGGCGGCGGAGGAGGAGGAGGAAGAGUGGCCGCAAAUACCAUCGGACAAGAUGAGGUUAGGACUGUUAGAUUUGCACACCGAGAGGGGCCACGAGGAAGAGGACGACUACGACUGUGAAGAUGACGACGAUGGCUGAGAGCAGUGGCGGUGGUUGUAAGAAGUCCAGACUUCUUCAAGGUAAAGCUUUGGAGGUAAAGAAGUAAAAAAACGAGCUUGUACAUUAAUCCUGACUGAAGGACUUUGACACGGAGAGGGAAGGACGAAAAACCAAGGCUCUUUUUGUAAAUAUUUAGCUGUUUCUAGAGACAAGCUUGAAAAAAAAAAUGAUAGUUUUUUUC
Molecule: messenger RNA, 1273 nt
Organism: Selaginella moellendorffii
Lineage: Eukaryota; Viridiplantae; Streptophyta; Lycopodiopsida; Selaginellales; Selaginellaceae
Product: dr1-associated corepressor
Exons: 6
Coding region: 175-1071 (298 amino acids)
Biological process (GO): regulation of DNA-templated transcription
Cellular component (GO): nucleus
Molecular function (GO): protein heterodimerization activity
Source: RefSeq, a predicted model, not a curated record